AUGUCGCAGUCACCUGAUUCUGCCUUUACCAAAGGGUUGCCCAAAGUGGAACUCCAUGCUCAUCUAACAGGGAGCAUCAGUAGACAGUGUCUGCACAAGAUAUGGCUGAGAAAAAGUGCCGGAGAUUCAUCCAUUGAUCUUGAGGAUCCAUUGACGGCUAUACCGAGCGCUGCAUACGUCAAGAAUAUCUCANGCUUCUUCCCGAUUUUCGACCAGUAUAUCUAUGCUCUCAUCUCUGAUCAAGAAAGCAUACGUCAUGCAACCACAUCUGUCCUGGAAGACUUUCAGAAUGAUGGUGUUUGCUAUGUUGAGCUCCGGACUACACCUCGUGCGAUACCUGAUGCUGGGAUAAGCAAAGAAGACUACGUCACCAUCGUUCUGAAAGCUAUGGAAGACUUUAAGACUUCGUCGAAACAGAACAUUGCAAAUGCCCCACCUUACGACAAGAUGCACGCAAGACUCAUAUUGUCCAUUGACCGCAAAAACACGCUAGACGAAGCUCUUGAAGUUGUGCGUCUGGCUCUGAAAUACCGUGACCUUGGAGUCGUGGGUAUAGACCUGUGUGGCAAUCCUACUCGCAAACCGAUUUCUCAUCUACAGCCAGCGUUUGCUGAGGCUCGAGCCCAAGGACUUGGUAUCACGUUGCACUUCGCAGAGAUUGCUCAAGAAGAUGCCAGCGAGUUGGAAGAAAUGCUAUCCUGGCAGCCGCAAAGACUAGGACAUGUCAUCCACGUACCCGAAGAACUACGAAAAGUGAUCACGGAGAAGAAACUGGGACUUGAGUUGUGCCUGAGCUGUAACGUGCUCUGCGGUUUGAGUCAAGGCGGAUUUGCAGCGCACCACUUCGGCGAGUGGUGGAAUGCUGGUGUGCCUGUUGCUCUGUCUACAGACGACGUUGGCAUAUUUGAGUCGACGUUGAGCAAUGAGUAUUUAAUUGCCGCUCUGCACUUUGAUCUUGACAGAACACAGCUUGUGGAGCUUUGCAGAGGUGCUGUAGACACCAUCUUCGGCGGACAAGCUGAGAAAGAGAGGAUUUCGGCUCUGCUGGUGGGAUUCUGGUCGUCGUCUUGUGUUGGCAAUCUUCGACCAUAA
This is a messenger RNA of Aureobasidium musti, 1092 nucleotides long. The record is from the annotation of a GenBank genome assembly. NCBI's taxonomy places the organism in Eukaryota, Fungi, Ascomycota, Dothideomycetes, Dothideales, Saccotheciaceae.